Vitis riparia (riverbank grape) is the source of this 1666-nucleotide messenger RNA. RefSeq names its product tubulin alpha chain. NCBI's taxonomy places the organism in Eukaryota, Viridiplantae, Streptophyta, Magnoliopsida, Vitales, Vitaceae. Gene Ontology annotation, biological process: mitotic cell cycle; microtubule cytoskeleton organization. The transcript is spliced from 4 exons. Gene Ontology annotation, molecular function: structural constituent of cytoskeleton; GTP binding. Gene Ontology annotation, cellular component: microtubule; cytoplasm. The record is from RefSeq and is a predicted model, not a curated record. Bases 114 to 1466 code for a protein of 450 amino acids.
GAUCUAACAUCGCAAAGAGUAGAAUCAGAAGGCGUCUUGAUAAACGCCUUUUCUUCUUUUUUCUUUGUUUUCUCUCCUAUUCUCAGCGAUUUUCUUCCGUUUUCCCGGAGAAAAUGAGAGAGUGCAUCUCAAUCCACAUUGGUCAGGCCGGUAUCCAGGUCGGAAAUGCCUGCUGGGAGCUUUACUGUCUCGAGCAUGGUAUUCAGCCUGAUGGCCAAAUGCCGAGUGACAAAACUCCUGGUGGGGGCGAUGAUGCCUUCAACACCUUUUUCAGUGAAACUGGUGCUGGAAAGCAUGUCCCUCGUGCUGUGUUUGUUGACCUUGAGCCCACUGUCAUUGAUGAAGUGAGGACAGGGACUUACCGCCAGCUUUUCCAUCCGGAACAGCUUAUAAGUGGCAAGGAAGAUGCUGCCAAUAACUUUGCCCGUGGCCACUACACCAUUGGGAAGGAGAUAGUUGAUCUAUGCUUGGACCGGAUCCGAAAACUGGCUGACAAUUGUACUGGUCUCCAAGGCUUCCUUGUUUUCAAUGCUGUUGGUGGUGGUACUGGCUCUGGGCUUGGUUCACUGCUUUUGGAGCGUCUUUCUGUUGAUUAUGGCAAGAAAUCAAAGCUUGGGUUCACAGUUUAUCCCUCUCCCCAGGUUUCCACAUCUGUUGUUGAGCCCUACAACAGUGUCCUCUCUACUCACUCCUUGCUAGAGCACACUGAUGUUGCUGUGCUUCUUGACAAUGAGGCCAUCUAUGACAUCUGCAGGCGCUCCCUUGACAUCGAGCGACCAACUUAUACCAACCUUAACCGCCUUGUUUCCCAGGUGAUUUCCUCCUUGACAGCAUCUCUGAGGUUUGAUGGUGCAUUGAAUGUGGAUGUGACUGAAUUCCAGACCAAUUUGGUCCCGUAUCCUAGAAUUCACUUCAUGCUUUCAUCAUAUGCUCCUGUGAUUUCUGCUGAAAAGGCAUACCAUGAGCAACUUUCAGUAGCUGAAAUUACCAACAGUGCUUUUGAGCCCUCUUCUAUGAUGGCCAAGUGUGACCCCCGUCAUGGCAAGUACAUGGCCUGCUGCCUGAUGUACCGAGGUGAUGUUGUUCCUAAGGAUGUGAAUGCAGCUGUUGCCACUAUCAAGACUAAGCGCACUAUUCAGUUUGUUGAUUGGUGCCCUACUGGAUUCAAAUGUGGCAUCAAUUACCAACCUCCAACCGUUGUUCCUGGUGGUGAUCUUGCCAAGGUGCAGAGGGCUGUGUGCAUGAUCUCCAACUCUACCAGUGUGGCAGAAGUGUUCUCCCGCAUUGACCACAAGUUUGAUCUUAUGUAUGCCAAGCGUGCUUUUGUGCAUUGGUACGUGGGUGAGGGUAUGGAGGAAGGAGAAUUCUCAGAAGCUCGUGAGGAUCUUGCUGCACUUGAGAAGGAUUAUGAGGAGGUGGGUGCUGAAUCAGCUGAGGGGGACGAUGAUGAGGGAGACGAGUACUAAGUGGGCUUUUAUGUGUGAUUGGAAGCUUAUGUUUUAUUUUGCUAUGUCUAUGUCUUCUGCACUCGACAUUGUUUGGUAGGUUCUUCCUAUCAUCAGUGUGCUAUUAUCUUUUAUGUUUGAGCCUAUGUUGAAUCGAUUAAUGAUCGACUAAAAAACUAUGUUCAUGCUAUAAUAUGAUAUGGUGAUGUGUUUUAAUGCUC